This is a messenger RNA of Trypanosoma rangeli, 1572 nucleotides long. Its product is annotated as membrane transporter protein. The coding region runs from base 1 to 1572 and encodes 523 amino acids. Gene Ontology annotation, cellular component: membrane. Gene Ontology annotation, biological process: xenobiotic detoxification by transmembrane export across the plasma membrane. NCBI's taxonomy places the organism in Eukaryota, Euglenozoa, Kinetoplastea, Trypanosomatida, Trypanosomatidae. Gene Ontology annotation, molecular function: xenobiotic transmembrane transporter activity; antiporter activity. The transcript has a single exon. The record is from RefSeq and is a predicted model, not a curated record.
AUGCCGUCGUUGAACAACUCGUUUGUGGGUGGGGCCGCACAACAAGUGUGCAUCGAUGAGUCCGUAAACACACGAGAAAUGUUCAAGCGUAUCGUCCUGAUGACGAUUCCGCUAAGUUUUGCUCAGCUUGCACAGUUCUCCAUCAACGUCUCUAUGAUUGCUGUCGUGGGAAGAUUGGGCGUAAAUGAGUUGGGCGGCGCAUCGAUUGCAUACGGACUCAUUAAUGCCACGGCAUUCGCCUUUGCCUCUGGAUGUUGUGGAGCAUUAGAGACAGUGCUUUCCCAUACCUACGGCCGAGAUUCCAAGAAUAAGUUGUACGGCGUGUAUACGCAACGCAUGUUUCUCAUGCUGAUGAUUCUUGCUUUUUUGGUGUCUCCAGUUAUUUUGUUCAGUGAUCGCAUUCUUCUGUAUUUGGGGCAAAAUCCUGACGUGAUCGUAUUUACAGGGCAAUUCUGUCGCAUUUGCGUGUGGGGGAUUCCUCCAGCCAUGAUGCUGGAGUUGCUACGACGCUACUUUGCAUGUCAGCAUCUAUCCAACCCCCUUUCUGUCAAUCUUGUGGUGGGUGCCGUGUUCUUUCCGUUUUUACUCAUAGCAUGCGUUUAUUUUUGGGGCUUUGCUGGCGCUCCGGUGGGUUGGUGCAUUCUCAUGGUGUUCAUGUCGGGAAGCCUCCUGCUCUACCUCAUGCUGACGAAAAAGUACAAGGAUACCUGGGGCGGCUGGGACGACGCCGCUUACAGGAAUUGGGGUCCACUUCUCAAGCUCACCCUUCCUUCUAUGGGGAUGAUGUUUAGUGAAUGGAUCUCGUUGGAGAUUAACAAUAUUUUUUCGGGUUUUGGCACACGCGAGGAACUCGCGGCAUUUGGCAUUACGUUUCAGUUAUCCAGUUUGUGUUGGGCUGCAGUCUCAGGCACAUUUAUUGCAGGCUCGGUGUUGGUAGGUAAUGCCAUUGGCAAGGGGAAGCCCAUGUUGGCACGUCGCAUGGCAUUUUAUUGUGUAGCCGUGGGGACCUUCAUUGCACUGCUUAACCUGUGUGUGGUGUUUCUAUUCCGGAAUGUGUUUCCCUACAUGUUCACGGAUGACGCCACGGUGGUUAAAAUAUUUCACUCCUUACUCCCCUACUUUGUAGUCUACCACGUCUUUGAUGUCUUUCAGAGCUGUGUGAUGGGCAUCUUGCGGGGGUGCGGGAUGCAGAAGCUGGGCGCAAUUAUGAUUCUCAUGGUCUACUCCAUUGUGGGUGUCCCACUGGGCGCUUGCCUUUUUCUGAAGACAGACUUUGGCGUCCAGGCAUUGUGGUUUGGUCCCGCCGUUGGCGUGAUGGGGAUGGGGUUUCCUGCGUAUAUGUACCUGCUUUUGCGCCACAUCAAGUGGGCCUCGCUGAAGCCACACACGGACCAACACGAGUUGGCCAACGUGAUUCCGGAGGAGGACGUGGACAGUGUCGUCAUCUGCAACAGCAGCUCGAGCGUGAGCCUGGACUCCAUGGAAGCGGACGGGAGUGCGAAGCUGAAUGAAGGCAAACACCAUGGCACCGGAGAGUACUGUGGUGACGCCUACAAAAACACGGGAUCUUAG